Molecule: messenger RNA, 543 nt
Organism: Aspergillus campestris IBT 28561
Lineage: Eukaryota; Fungi; Ascomycota; Eurotiomycetes; Eurotiales; Aspergillaceae
Exons: 4
Coding region: 1-543 (180 amino acids)
Source: RefSeq, a predicted model, not a curated record
AUGUCUGACGGAUUGAACCAGGCACGUGCCUUGCGACUAGCCGAGAUCCUUAACGACUACCGCACACUCCUCCUCCACAUCUCGCAACAGAACGUCCAAGUCCCAUCCGAAGACUACUGGGAGGAAGGCUACGUCGUGAUCCGGGACUCUCUGGGCGGCGCCCAGGCAUUGCUCAACUCCAACUACAGCCCUGCGAUUCCGCCAGCCUGCUCGAGCAGUGACGAAACCGAGAAGCUUGAACUACAGAGGGUUAUCCUCGAUGCCAGCGCGAGACGUUUCCAGGCUCAUCGCUUCUACCUCCGCGCCGCUGCCGCCAGACGCUGGGCUAUCAACCGGGAUAAUUUGCUGCGCGGAGGGCGUCCGACUCCGGGGCACGCUCCGCAACUCAAAGCGGCUAGCAAUACAAUGACCGAGGAACUGGCGCAAGUGACAGACCAGCAUGUUGUUGCGGACUUGCGCGCGGCUGAUACGCGUGCAGGCCACUGGCUUGACGAUGAUCCGUCGCUGUCUGACAUUCUCGGAUGGAUCCAGGCUCAUUCGUGA